UUGAACCUUGCUCUAGCAGUACACUUCAACGAAACGCCUCUCAGACCUCAAGACUAAAAAUGCGUGACAAAGUAGCGGUCGUGGGAAGUGGCUUGAUUGGGCGACAGUGGGCCAUGCUGUUUGCCAGUGGGGGCUACAGUGUAUCAGUUUUUGACAUAGAACCAAAACAGAUAGCUGAUGCACUGGAAGGAAUCCAUGUACAGCUGAAGAAGUUGGAGGAUGGUGGUAUGUUGAGAGGGACACUUUCAGCAGAAGAACAGUUCUCUCUUAUAACAGGAUCUAGUAGUCUAAUAGAGUGUGUCAAAGAUGCUGUACAUGUACAGGAAUGCAUUCCAGAAGUAUUGGAACUGAAGAGGAAGAUAUUCAAGCAACUGGAUGACAUUGUGUCUGACAAGACAGUCCUGGCUAGUUCCUCCAGCUGUAUAGUACCUUCCCUCUUUUCUGAAGACUUAAAACACAAAAGCCAAGUUUUGGUUGCCCACCCUAUCAACCCCCCUUUCUAUGUGCCACUAGUAGAACUGGUGCCAGCCCCAUACACAAAGCCAGAGCUAGUCACACAGACUAAAGAGGUGAUGACAAAGCUAGGUCAGGCACCUGUCGUAUUGAAGAAAGAAGUGGAUGGGUUUGCCUUAAACAGGGUGCAGUAUGCAAUUCUUGCUGAAUGUUGGAGACUUAUUCAGGAUGGUGUACUAAGUGUAGAAGAUAUAGAUACAGUCAUGACAUGUGGACUGGCACCACGCUAUGCUUUCAUGGGACCAAUGGAAACCAUUCAUCUCAAUGCAGAGGGUGUGGUGAACUACUGUGAAAGGUAUGGGCAGGGUAUUUAUAAUGUUGUCCAGUCCUUUGGUCCCACGCCUACAAUAGACCCCUCAAGUGAGACAGCAGAAAAAGUGCAGGAGGCACUCUGCAAGAAAAUUCCACUGGACAAACUCCAAGAGCGCAGACAGUGGAGAGAUCAGCGCCUUAUGGCUCUUGCAAAGCUUAAGAAAGAGUUAGAUUAGUGCAUAUAUAUAUAUAUAUAUAUAUAUACAUAUAUAUAUAUACAUGCAAAAAUGCUGCUGAAAUUCUAUAGCCACUGACUUACAACCUAUAACUGUAGGAAAAAUGUGGAAAAUAUUUUAAGUUCAUUCUUCAAAUUGCAGGCAAAUUUGAACUUUGGAAAAAAAAUCUAUUUUCAACUGAAAUAACAUCUUGAUAGAAUGAAAUAAACACACCUUCUUGGACCGACAACUAAUUUUUUUCCGAAGUACUUUUGUAACCCACUCAAUUUUUGUCCAGCUUACUGUCUCAGGUCACAAGGCAUUUAUGAAAUCUUGACUAUGAUUUUAGCAAUUAUCAAAAUUGAAUAAUUUUUCUUCUUCUGAUUAAAAUUGAUAUAUUUGACCUUUCCCCCCACAAUUUUCAGCAUCUACCUACGUGUACAGGGAAGAUGCCCACAUAUCAAAUUCAUUACGUAUGGGAUCUACAUUUUUAAAUAAUAGGUGUUAGCUGUUAAAUUUUUUUAUUACAAAAUGUGCCUUUAAUUUCAAAAUUGACUGAUGAUUAAAAGUUUUAUGAGUGUCAGUGCCACUUGGGUGGGUUGCUGGUUUCACAUUAGUAUCAGAAAUGGAAAUUUUAUUUAUACAGAUAGAUAAUAUCUUUUAAUAAUAAUAAGUUUUUCAUUAUAAAAUGAUUUUGGGUUUUGUUCCAUUUAGUUUCAACUUUCAAUUUAAUGACUGCCUCACACAAAUUCAGAUGUUGCAGUUUUUCAAAAAAAGAAAAAGUACAACAAAUUAGUCUACGUUUCAUGGAUCGUUCUCAUAAAAAAAUCACAUUUCUAUUGCAAAACUUGCAAGAACUGUGACUGUCAUGAAAAUGAACGUGUGAAUGACCUUAUGGAAAUGGGAUGGAACUAUUCAUUCCGUUUUAACCUUUUAUUGCAUGAAAUGUCCCUGUUAUGCUGUGUGACUAUGACAAAUAAAAUUUGAAUAACAUGCCAAACAUAAAGUUUACAUUUAAAGCCAAAAUCAUGCCCAAAUAGAAUUACUAUAAAUUGAUAGAAAAUUUAUAUA
Molecule: messenger RNA, 2051 nt
Organism: Lingula anatina
Lineage: Eukaryota; Metazoa; Brachiopoda; Lingulata; Lingulida; Lingulidae
Product: lambda-crystallin
Biological process (GO): fatty acid metabolic process
Molecular function (GO): NAD+ binding; L-gulonate 3-dehydrogenase activity
Source: RefSeq, a predicted model, not a curated record